Messenger RNA from Parnassius mnemosyne (clouded apollo), 1005 nucleotides. The record is from the annotation of a GenBank genome assembly. Lineage: Eukaryota; Metazoa; Arthropoda; Insecta; Lepidoptera; Papilionidae.
AUGCCCCGCGUCCGGCCAGGAAGCGCCCGGCGUCAGGUAUAUUGGUGGUCUCGUGAGCUGACGUCUCUGCGCGAGGCGUGUGUCGCCGCGCGGCACCUGUACGCCAGGCAUCGCAGGCUCCGCAUUCGUCCACCGAAUGCGGCAGCCAUUGAGGCGGAGCUGUACGAGGGAUACAGAGCGGCGAAGACCGCCCUCCGGGAGGCUAUCAUGCGGGCCCGGGAUCGGGCCCGUGAGGAGAUGCUGGAGACUCUCGACAGAGAUCCGUGGGGGCGCCCUUACAAGAUGGUGCGGGAUAAACUCCGCACCUGGGCCCCCCCGCUGACGCAGAGUCUCCGGCCUCAGCUCGUGGAGGACGUGGUGAGCGCUCUGUUUCCUGCGCGAGGGGAACAUCCGCCCCCGCCUAUGGCUCCGCCACCUGCGGUGCCGGAAGUGGACCACCAGGACGACGACGACGGCAUCCCGGAAGGGACCGGGGUAGACCUGAGAGUGGCGGUACGUAGGCUCAAGGCCAGGAAUACCGCCCCAGGACCCGACGGCUUGCCUGGCAAAGCCUGGGUCCUGGCCUCGGAGGCUCUCGGGCCCCGACUGGAGGGGCUCCUAAGCGCAUGCUUGGAGAGAGGCCAAUUCCCGCUUCGUUGGAAGACGGGGAAGCUGGUCCUCAUUCGGAAGCCGGGGCGCCCUGCGGACUCUCCGUCCGCAUACCGGCCCGUGGUACUGCUCGACGAGGUGGGCAAGCUCUUUGAAAGAGUCAUUGCAAACCGCCUCGCCGAGCACCUUGCGGGGACGGGGCCGGAUCUUGCGGAACACCAGUUUGGUUUCCGCAAGAGGCGCUCUACGGUGGACGCCAUGCGCGUGAGAGCCCUCACGACGGGGGAUGCAGUGGCCAGGGGGGGGUUGUUUUGGCGGUGUCUCUCGACAUCGCCAACGCCUUCAACUCCAUGCCCUGGAGCUGCAUUAGGGAGGCACUCCGGUAUCACCGGGUGCCGACCUAUCUCCGUCGUAUAG